Molecule: messenger RNA, 4497 nt
Organism: Mytilus californianus (California mussel)
Lineage: Eukaryota; Metazoa; Mollusca; Bivalvia; Mytilida; Mytilidae
Product: coiled-coil domain-containing protein 90B, mitochondrial-like
Exons: 1
Coding region: 141-1238 (365 amino acids)
Cellular component (GO): mitochondrion
Source: RefSeq, a predicted model, not a curated record
GCUUAUAAUUCCCUUCGAUGGGUUGAUUAGAAGCCAGAUACGAUCCUGUAAAUAUUGUGCUGAAUUUUUUUAUCAUAUUUGACAAGAUCCAUAGUAACUGUUGGGAACUGUAAAUUGAGGUGACUAAACUUUUUUAAGUCAUGACACAAAGAGUGUUAGGAAGACUUUCUUCUCAAAGGUUAAAACAUUUUAUCGGAGAAAGAUUAUCAAAUUCGCAAAACGUAGUCGACCUUAAAAGUCAGCAUGUGUCAGAAUUGCAUCAUAUCAGACAUUAUGUUGGACGUACAAGUCAAAACAAGUCAUUUAUAUUCUAUAAAUUAGACAGUAUAAUAAAAAGAAAAUUGAAUGCUACAAGAUUAAUUUCAAAAAGAUUUAAUUCCCCGAAGUCUGAUCCUGUAGAUACAAAGGCUACCCCCAUAUCCGAACCUCAGACAACUUCCAUAUCUGAAACACAAACAACCAUCAUUUCCGAACCACAAACACUGGGUAGCACUACCUCCAUAUUAGAACCACAGACAAUAGCCAGCACUACCUCCAUAUCUGAACCACAGACAACUGCCAGUACCACUGUAAAAUUGUCCACACCCUCUGGUCCAACAAAGGUUCAGGCUAGACUGGAUAAAUCAACAACUUCUAGUUCUUCAGUUCAAUCAGACGAAUGGAGAUCUAUAAAUCCUGCAGCAACUAAAGAAAUAAAACUGUUCUAUUUUGACACCUUAAGUUUAGCAAACAAGUUUCACAGCAAGGGGUUUACAAGAGAACAAUCAGUUUGCAUGGUGGAGGCAUUUAUUGAGGUUCUUAAUACAUCAAUUGAACAUCAUACUAAGAACAUGGUUACAAAACCUCAACAGGAAAUUAUGGUGCAACAACUUAUGGCACAGAUUGCUGCAGUGAAAAAAGACAUGGUUAUAUUAGAAAAAAGUGAAUUUACUAUGUUGCGAAAUGAAAAUGAAAUGCAAACUGCUGAAAUCCUUCAAAUGAAAAAUUAUGUAACUGAUGAAAUAUCAAAGCUGAAAGGUCAUGUCAAACUAGAUAUUAAUUUAGAGAGGAGUAGAUCAAUGGAGGCACAUGCAGAAAAUGAAAAACAAUUGCAAAUUGUUCGAAACAAAAUUGAUACAGAUGUUGCUAAUUUAAAAACUACAUAUGAACAAUAUAGAAAUGAUAUAAUAAAGAAUACUGUAGGUACUAUUGUGUCUUGUACACUAGUGGCAUUAGCUGCAAUGAGAUUAAUGGGUUAACAUUUAGAAACAACAAUUAUGAAAAAAAAUCAAAAAUGUUAUAACUCUCAGAUUUCUUAAAGUCUUCCUGACUGAGAUUUUAAAAUAAAUAUGGUAGGGUAUCGUAAUCAUGGUAAUAGUACAAACAAAAAAUUUAUUAAAUUGUUUGAAAUUUUAUAUCUCUGUCAUUACUAAUUUUACAGGAAAAUUCUCACUAAUGUAAGAGCCUUAAGUUAAAAAUAACUGUGUUUUAUUCGUGUUGUUUCAGAAUAAAAUAUGCUGCCUGUAGAUAUUUGAACAUUAUAAACUGUUGACUGUAUUUGGCAUUUUUAUUUUAUUUUUGCUUGUCUGUUUCAAUUAAAAAUCAACUCUUGCUGAUGACCAUGUUCAUGUUCUCUACAAUGUCUACAAUGUAUCCUGUAUAUUUUAUAUGAAAAAUAUUUUUGUAUGGCAGGUUAUUUAUCAUUGCCAAUCACCUCCAACCAAUUUGUUUUCCAGUGAUUCACUCAAUACUAUCAAGGGUUAUUUUGUUUAAAUUUUCAAGUUUAGCACUUUUUCUGAAUUAGAGUUAUCUCUCUUUUGUUGUUAAAUUUUGACAAUCUGUAAAAGAUUUGCAAAUUUUCAAUUUUAUUUGCUUUGGAUAAAACAGGGGUGAAACAAUUUUUAAAUAUUUUACCCAGUAUAAAUUUUAAUGCAUGUACAAUGUAAUAUCUGAUGUUAUGGUUUUUAGCUGUUUGUUUGUUUAGCACUUUAAGUUGUUGCACAUUGAUAUUGUUCAGUUAUUAAUGCAGUUAUCAUAAUGUUAAGCUUAAGUCUUUAUCAUCAAAAGUAUCAAAAUAGGAGUGAAAAUACAUGUUUUGAAUUGAAAUACAAAGAUUACUAGAUGUGGCAUGCUUACCUAUGAUAUAACUAUAAAGCAGAUACCAGAGGCUGGGGAUAUAAACAAUGAUAGGUCACACGUGCACUUACAGUACCUCAUUCAACAAUGAGAAAACAAAAUACCAUAUACAGUCAGGGGAAUUACUGAAAUAAGUGAUUUAUAUAUUUAAGUAGCAAAUUCGAAAUUUUGUCACAAAUUGUGAUUUCGUAGUUUUACCAAAAUUUUAAACAUAUAGGUUUAGAUUAUAUCUUAUUAUUAGCAAAAUUAAAAAAAAAAUAACCUUUUGCUUCUUUUAAGUAGCAAGGUUUAUGCCUUUGAUGCAGUGUAAAAUCAUGUUUACAUUUCAUUUAUUGCUGUUGAAAGAAGAGGAGUAUGCAUGCUUGCAGGUCAUAUUAUUACUCAAACAAGGUAAAAAUGCUUUUUAUAUAUUUUUCUACAAUAUUUCAGUAUAAGAUUUCUUCCUUCUUAGGCCACCCAUGCCUGUCUAAAAAAAUAUUUUUUUUAUCAUGUCCUAAUUGACCUUAUUUUUUAGACAAAUAUUUUACAAUAUUGUAUGAAAACAAUCAAGUGUGAAUUUCACCAUACUUGUAGCAAGGUGGUUUAGGGGGGUUUGCACCCUCAUAAAUAGAGGUAUGAUACUUAGACAAGUGAUUUUCAUGUCAUUAUCCCAGAUUCAGUACAAGGUCAUCACCUGACAUGACGGGUCAUCCUAUCAACACAGAUGUUGGUUCUGAUAAUUUUAGCAACAUAUUUAGUCCCUGGAUCAUUAGUAUUGUAUAUUUAAAGCUACAAUAAAAUUAAAUCAUUUAGUCUAGUGAUUUAUUUGUACUACUUAAAUAGGUGAUUAUUAAAGAAAGACAACUCUGACUUCCGACAUUUGUGGACAAAAUGUUACUUGAAUCAGUGAUUUAGAAAUCAUUCAUUUAAGUAAGUCCCCUGACUGAUAUAGUAUAAUAGUAAGCCUUUAAAGGACCCUGUAUGACCAAAUGGGAAACAUUUAAUUAUUCAAAAGAGAAAAAAAACCACCUAAUUUAUGGUGAAAACAAUAAUAAAAAACAAAUAAGAUAGACAACAAACAACAACAUCUACUGAAUUGUUGGCUUCUGACUUGGCACAGGUACAUGGGUAACAAAUGUUUGAAGUAUUUAAUCAUUUACUCAUUUUUCUUAAAAUAUAAAAAUAAGAAGAAGUGGUAUGACUGCCAAUGAGACAACUUCUUCAAAAAAAUCAUUUUUGAUUUAAAAUUGAUAAAAAAUGUCUGUAGUUUAAAUGUUGUUUCAUAGUGGAAUUGUAAUUAAAUGUAGAACACAAUUAUAGAUGAAUUUAAGGACUUGUGAAUCUUGUUCACCUACAUUGUGCAUUGUUGCUAUUCAAAAAAUGUGUGUUCUCUGUUUGACCUGGUCAAUAUUGCACACUGUUGACUUAAUUUUUUCAAUGAAGAUCACUAUUAUAUUACAAGCUCCUAGACUCCUAUAUGUAUAUCAAAUUUCAUAGAUUCUGUCCUUCAGCUAAAAUCAAAAGUCGGAAAUCUUAUUGCAAGAAAUUAUUUUGUUUUAAAUUAUGAUAGUUUAAGUAAAGUCUAUAUUUGGAAAGCCUGUAGGACUUCCAAUGUAACCUUCCAUUCAUAUCCUUGCAGUAUUCAAGAGGACCUUAUUCAGACCUUCACAGUUUGGGAAACUGAUUUAAGUACCAGUACUUUUAAAAGACAAGCAUGAAAAUUUUGGAGCUGGUCUCUUUUUUUUUAAGAAAAUUCUACAUUGUACAUGAAUUCAAACUUUUCUAUAGCAUUGGAACCCUUUUGUUUAAUAUGCUUGUCAUCAAAUCCUUAUAUUUUCAACAGAACUGUUAAUUUACUGUUUGUUAUCAUUAUUUUACAAAUGUUGAUUAAUUUACUUGAAUAUGUAUUUUGCAAUUUUGUAUGUUGCAUGUUUUUUUUAAUAUCUUUAGAAACAAUAUAUAAUAGUAAAGUGGCUAGGCCAGUAACAAAAAUCAAAGAUUUUAUCCAACUAUAUUCUUUUAUUGGGAUUGUUGGGUGGGCAGAUAAUUUGUUUUUAAAUAUUAGUGAAACUUCUUGCAAAAUAAAAUAAAAUAGCCAGAUAUCAAAAUAAAAUCAGAUUGCUCUGAAACAAAGGGUCAGCUGGGAAAAGAAUAAAGAGAAUUUUUUAGUAUGACCUGAUGUGUUUUUAACAAGUCUGAUGUUGUAUAAUUGAUAUAAGUUGAUGUAAAAGGGCAGAGGGCAUUUAGCACUGAUAUUAUUCUGUUUUUUUCUGUGAACUACAGUACAUGAUGACUAGGCAAAUGUCACUCUCUGAGUGUUUUUUUUAUGCAAAUAAAUGAUAUUAUAUUAAGCAUUUUUAAUAUUUUUUAUUUGUUGCUUGUUUUAAUACAACUGUUUUAUGA